Megachile rotundata (alfalfa leafcutting bee) is the source of this 8316-nucleotide messenger RNA. RefSeq names its product hydrocephalus-inducing protein homolog. The record is from RefSeq and is a predicted model, not a curated record. Lineage: Eukaryota; Metazoa; Arthropoda; Insecta; Hymenoptera; Megachilidae. Gene Ontology annotation, cellular component: axoneme. Gene Ontology annotation, biological process: axonemal central apparatus assembly; cilium movement.
AAUUGAUGCUAGUAAUUUCUUACUGAAAUCUUCACUUUUCAACAAUUUCUUUUAUCUGACAGACUCUUCUCUUAUAGCUGCAGAUUGUUCUUUUCCAGAGUGUUUACUAAUGAAAUUUUCGAUAUCUUAAUUUGUUAACUCUAGGGAAAGAAGUUAUUCCAAAGGAAGUUAGAGAGAUCAUGCUAGCCAUGGACGAAUACUAUUCAGAUCUGUUGGUCAUCAGAAAUAUUAUUUCUAACUGGGAUCCCAUUAAGCAGAUCUUGCAAGAAGCACCUUCCACAGCAAAAAGUAGAGUGCCACGAAGCGCAAAAUCCAGAGACAUAGGAGACACUGCUAAAGAGCAGGUACCGGUGAACAAUUUUCAUAUAUGGUACGUAAGGUCCAGUGACCCUUGGCAAGAGAGUAUAUACGACAUGGUGGUUGUACAGAUGAGUGAAAAUAAUUUGGCGAAGUCUGCUCUCCCUAUUGAAGUUGUGCCCAAGCCUGACCUGGAACCUAAACUUUACUCCAUUUUGAAGACUAGAGAUGUUGACAUACGAAAUGGUUUCACACAUGAUAGUAGCUAUCAAUUGGUAGCCAUGAAGUUAGUAGAAACUCAAGCGUUCAUCGAAUCGAUGCAGAGCGAGCUAAGCGUGCAAGAAAAUCGGUCGGAAAAUCGAGGAAAUCGUGCAAGCCGUGAACAAAAGAGGAAGAAAGCGGAAGAGCAAAGAUCGAGCAAAGCCGAGGAGCGUUCUUUGAUCGCGUCCUCGAUCGACAGCAAGGACACCAAUAAUGUCUCCAUUUCGGAGACGUUUUUAGAAGAACCCUUGAAGCCGCGUUGGAUCUUGUUCCCAAAAGAGAGCCACAGGUUCAAGAUUCGCUUCCAACCAGAGGUAAUAGGACUCCAUGAGCAAACUUACGUGUUCACUAUCCUCGACGGGAAUAAUAUCACUUACCAAGUGAAUGUCACCGGUGUUGCUGACAUGCCGAAUCUGGAUAUGAGUCCCGAGACUAUUUUCAACACGACUGCAAAUAGCAAGGUGAAUGCAAUAUACAGCCCCACUUAUUUCUUGGAUACCGGGAUUUUUGAUUUUGGAACGAUGCUGGUUCUCCGAAAAGAUAAAAGACCUCACCAUCGGGAAGUUGAGCUAAAGUUCUGUAACAUCUCCAAGGUGGAUGUAGAAGUUCAUUUCUUCCUGGCUAAGAACAAUCCUGAAUGUUUCUCCGUUCAACCAGAGGAGCUUCUUAUCGCUCCUGGCAACUGCGGAACUGUGCUUUUAUCCGCGAUUGCUACGAAGCUUGGAAUCGUUAUGGAAAAAUUGUUUUUGUGCUUGAAGAAUAAUCCUAAGGUCGAAGUUAUCAAAAUGCAGUACGAAGGAGCAAAGUUGGACAUCGAAUUAUCGGAGAGGCAAUUAUCCUUCGAACGCACGCUGCUCUACCGAAUGGAAUACAAAACCAUAGAGAUUCGAAAUAAAUCGCCAGUCCCGAUUUUCUGGACUUUGAAAGCAGAAGAAUCUCUUGAACCCCAGAUAACUUUCGCGCCAUCAUUAGGAACGGUCGAACCCCACGCUGAACAGAAAAUCGAAUUCUGUCACCGCGGUACACAGGUUGGUGUGAUAGAAAAAAAGGCGAUGAUGUUCGAAGCCUUUUUAUUGAAAGACGAAGAGGAACCAAUUUUCACGGACACCAUUUUGGUGACCGGUGAAACUUACGAUGUCGAGGUCGACAUCAAUUACGCGAAUCCUAUCGAUUUAAAAAGUGUGAAAGUGUGUUACCCCGCGAGAAAAUCGUUCAGCAUAAAAAAUCGCGGGAAUUACGAGGUGAAAUACGUGAUCAUGCUGGAGGAUAAGGAUAAACUAGAGGAAUUAAAUUUAUCGAAAAAUUUGAAGAAGGAUCUCGAGGUUGAACCUGUCAGUGGCUCUGUACCACCGAGAAAGGAGGAAGUCGUAGAGGUAACUUUUGUUCCAAAGAGCGAGAUGACUCUGAAAAAUGCUCCGAUAUUAAAGUGCCAUUUGGUGGAUAUGCAGAAAGAGACCGCCAUAAUCGCUGAAAUACCUCUCACGGUUUCGCUUAUUGCAUAUUACACGAGAUUUCGAGUAUCUCCCUACCCCACGGUCGAUUUUGGCACGCUAGCCAUAUGCACGGAGAAGACCAUGUACCUCGACAUCGAGAACACCGGAAAAUAUCAGCUUCACUAUACAAUAUUCAAUCCAUUGAAGCAUCCGUCCGUAUUCUACAUGAGUCAGUCGGUAAAAGAUAAAAUCGAGCGCACCAUAAGUGGAAAAUUGUCGAAGAGGAAGAAAAGAUCUCCCAGAAGCGAUAAUACAGAUGUCAAAUCAUCAAAUUUGGAACCGGAACAACUAAUAGUGGGACCAAUGAUUGUCACGAAAACCGAUGGCUACGUUAAUCCUGGUGAAACGGACACCAUUGCCAUCAGUUGCUACCCUGAGUUCGUAGGCUCUCAAGAGGAACAUAUUUGCGUUCUGGUCAGCGAUAGCGUUCCUGAAGACAGGAAUGGAAAAACGAUUGCCUUGUCUGUGAGGUCUGCUAUUCCACACAUCGACUUCCACGACUUUGACUCCAUGUUCCAGGAGAAUCACGUGGUGGAUCGGAUUCAGGACUUUGAGUGUCCCAAAGAGAUUGGGCCACAUACGGUGUUCGCGCGACAAGAAACGACCCUCUACUUCCGGCACGUCAGGGUGCUGAGCACACACAGCACGUGUUUCAGACUCUACAAUCUAGGCACAGUAUCCGCUAACGUGGAUGUGCUUUUCCUACCACAGUCCUUAAUUCCGGAAACAGCUAAGACUGACACUUUCCUGGUGGAUCCACGAAACGAGAGGAUUGCUCCUAUGAGUCACAAAACCUUUACUGUUUCGUUCACACCUGCUACCAUUGACACGUUUCAAGGAAGUUUACAAGUGAUCGUAGCGGUGCCUAUUCAUCUGGGGGAAGAGAAGCUGUUCAUCAAGCUCGUAGGAGAAUCCUGCGUACCGGAAGUGGCAAUCGUGGAACCGGCCCACGGGAAACGGGAAACAGCCGCUUUAAACUUUCCUCGUACUCUGAUUAAUGAAGCUAAUUGCAGACACUUUAGCCUGGAAAAUAUUGGGUUAAUUAAGGCGAAAGUUAUUUUGGAGAUCGAUGAAGAUUCGAACAACGUGUUCGCCUUCUCUCCGUGCUCCGAUACUAGGAACUUCUUGCAAAUUUGGGACAAAGAUUGCGACGAACCCCAUGACCGAUGCACCGUGAUUCUUUUGAUGCCCGGAAACGUGGCUCGUUUCACAGUAACAUUUUCUCCGACCCAAAUUGAAAAAUACAAUGCGAAACUCCGUUUGCACAUAGUCAAUAAUCCUUAUGAGAACAUGGUGAUAAAUUUGGAGGGUGAAUCGUACUUGGAACCGAUAGUUCUGGACGGUCUGGAGCUCGACGAUAAUAUGCGUAAAAGGAGAAGUCGAGAGUCCAGCAAAUUACGAAGAUUGUCGUCGAAACAAAAUACCUUGCUUUCAGCAUCGACCAGCUCGACCGUAGCAGUGUCACUGACCUACAACCUCGACUACGGUCUCUGUUUCGUCAGCAAAAUGUACAAGAAAACUUUCAAGAUUGUCAAUAAAUCCACGGAUCGAUGGUUCCGUUUCCAAUGGAGCGUGCAUCCUCACGUGGUGUUCAUGCCAUCAAUUGGACACAUCAAGUAUCAAACGUGCAAGGAAAUCGUUGCUACUUUCCUGGCACCGGAACCUACAAAUCACACGAACACUCGUAUCGAAUGCAGCUUGGUGCAAAUAGUGCUCGUAGAAGAAAAGAACGACCAAACCUGGGACGAUAGACAGACCGAAGUCAAAUGGGAGAGGAUGCACCCAGACGUGGAUCCUCACCAGUACGAAAUAGAACUAAUAGCCAAAAAGAUCGUGCAACCAACCGAAGAGCCACAACACGAAAUCAUACCUGGAACCAGCAGCAACAUUCAUCUGUUGCUGAAUGUCACUGUUGCGUUCUCCGAAUAUGAAUGUCCUGUCCAAGAUAUUCGCUUCAAGGAUACACUCAUGUUCCAGACCAGGGAAUACACGUUUACAUUAACGAAUCCGGGAACUGUAAAUACGGCGUACGCUUGGAAAAUAAGCAUGGACGAGCAAUACCCGAAGAGGGAGCAAGGAGGCAAUAUAAAUCCCAGACCAAGUACCGCUACAGCCGAUACCCAAUCGAAACAGUCCUCCAAAAAAAUUUAUUCCAUGAUCCAUGAGUUUCCUAGCGGGAAAUUCGCUAAAUACAAGACGAACGGUACAGGAGGCCUGAAAUUGUUUUCUAUGCCGUGCACGCCGGUGCAAUCUGCUAAUAUGGAUGUAAAAUCAUUCUCGAUUAAAAGCAGCGGAAGAAAAUCGGAUCUUUUCAGCAGCACAGCCGGUCUGUCCGGAAGAACCGCGGAUAGUUGGUUGGAAGAUGACCUUCCAUUUUCUAUUAACCCUGAAACCGGAAAUAUACCGCCUCAAGAGUCCGUAAAAUGCACCAUCUCGUUCUCGCCAAUGGAUGUGUUUUAUUAUAAAGCAUAUCUCAUAUGCAGGAUAGAAAAUCUGAAUCCAAAUGUACCGAGCCUAACCAUUCCAGUUGUGGGAAGAAGUUUGUUACCCUAUUGUCAUUUCGACGUGCAAGAGAGUGACUAUAUAACCAGUGGUAGACGGGAUCCAAAGCGACCAGGUCCUGUGGGAUACGAGAUAGAGGAUCCGACUUUGUGGCAGAGUGUCAGGGUAAUCGAAUUUAAAGUGGUCGGCAUCGGUGGGACUCACGUCAAGAAGUUCCAUCUGAUCAAUCCAACGACGGACGACUAUCAUUUUUGUUGGAAGGAUCGAACACGAAAUAGCGUAGACGAGAUAUCGAAUUUUCAUUGCACAGUAAUCGAAGGAGUCGCCGAACGCGGUAAACGAACCGACCUGGCUUUCACGUUUCUGGCAGAGGACGUCGGCGUCUUCGAAUCCUUCUGGCUCUUCUCCAUCGAGAGAUACAAUCUGGAGUGCCUUUUUCUGGUCGUCGGGGUCGUAACCGAACCGUCGGUGCACUGCCUCACGGUUCACGUGAAACUGAAGCCAACAAUCCUAGGCUACAACGUUCGAGACCCCAUCAGAUUGUUAAACAACGAAGAUUUCGAACUACCAUUUGCAAUCCUGGAAGAAUCUUUGUACUCCGAGGGGAAAUUUCAGAAACUCAGCGUGACUCCAAUGACUGGAUCUCUAAUUCCAAAGAAUGAACAGUUAUUGUGGGUCGAGUACCAUCCAACUCGGGUCGGUGAAUUCUACUUUUCCAUUCAGUGCGCCGUGAAACUGAUGAAAAGACCCCUCGCAGUUUUCGUCACCGCCAUCGUUUACGACAUCGUGUCUUCGGUUUCGUACACCACGGACAGACGCGAAACCGUGCAGGCUUUUGGAGACAGAGAUAAUGUCAUCGACCUAGGCAGGCUGAUGCUCCAGUUUCCGACCACCAUCAACUUCGAAGUGAAAAAUUCUGGCAAGGUGGCGUUUUAUUAUACUUGGAACCUUGGUAUUACGCCAGAAAUUGCAUCCAGAAACGCUUACAGCAUCACGAUGCCACAAAAACAGGGACACGUGGUCAGUGAAUCUCAAUCGACCUGUUGUCUGACGUUAACAACAUUCCGGAAGACCACUAUUAAAGAUCAUUGCAUCGCUUUAAAAAUUUCAAAUGGCCCGACUUAUCGAUUCUUGGUGAGAGCUUGCUCGAAGAAGCCUGCCAUCGAAUUCAGCUUCAAUUCCUACGAUUUCGGGCCUUGUUACGUUCAGGAGAAGAACGCGAUGUCUUAUAACAAGGAGCUGCUUGUGAAGAAUUCUGAGAACGUGGCGUUCAUAAUCGAAUGUAAAUUCGAGGAACAACCGCACCUGCACGUGGAUCUGAGUUCCAUUUCCGAAGCCCUGGCAGCGAACUCGACGAUUAGUAUACCGAUCACUUUUAAACCUUUGAAGGAAACCAAAUACAGGGAGUGCUUGGUGUUCACGAUCAACUCGACGAACGAGAAGAAAAUAACGAUUUCGGGCGAGGGAAUCACUUACAAAAUCCACCUAGUGAAUCCCCGCGACAAAUGCGUCGAUCUGGGCAGCAUCCCCAUCUCCAGAACCGUCACCCGGCGAAUUCCAGUGAUAAACGAAGGACUGGCGCCCGUGGACUUAAAGUUCGACUUGAUGAAGAAUCUCAGCAACUACGAAGAGCACCUCGAACGAUUCCGAUGUUUAAAAUCGCGAAACUUGGAUACGCCACAAAGCGACUUAGAACGAGCGUCCAUCAUGGAAACGAAACGAUCCUGGACCCAAGACGUGGUACUCCAGACUAAAGAACCUAGACUUUCGGAGGUAUUGCGGGUGGAACCGUCGACGAACAUGGUGUUAAGACCCAACAAGAGGACCAACGUGUUGGUCACUUUCAAAUCUACGUGCAGAAUGAAACCAUUUCUGUGUAAAGUGGCUCUUCAGACCUCCUCGACGAUCCUGCCGUUGUUUGUUGUUCAGGGAAGUUGCGUUGGAGCGGAGUUUCAACUGAACAGGGCUCGGGUCUCUUUUGGCACGAUUGUUCAGGGCUAUACCAGCGAGGCUAGGGUGAUUUUAAUGAACACUGGAGAUGUGGGUGCUAGGUUCAAGUGGAACAUGUCGAAGUUACCGACGGCGUUUACAAUCACUCCUUUGACCGGUUAUUGCUCUCCUGGUAUGGAUAUUACGUUCGUCAUCUAUUUCCAACCUCGAGAACAGAGCAGUAUAAUCGAGGGCGAAGCAGAAGUCGAGCUAGAAAAAUAUGAUUCCUUAAAGAUGAAACUCACUGGAGGGUGUUGUAAGCUUCCCGAACCAACAGAAACUAUGUUCUUCGAGUCUAUGGUACGUAAAAAGCACACGCAGUCGUUUGUUGUCAUGAACGAUAGCCACUUGCCUUGGACGGUGAAACCUGAAGUAACUGGGGAUUACUUCUCCGCUGAAGAUGUCCUGCACGUCGCUGCUAAAGGAUUCGGUUCCUGUGUCGUUACAUAUGCACCCCUUGUUAUGAACUCUGAGGACAACCCGCACACAGGUACGUUAUUAUUGAGACUGCCAGAAGAAAAUGCGCCACUGUUGUAUUCUCUUCGGGGAAGAAGUCUGCCACCGGAAGCUGUGGCUGAAAUUAAUCGUCAGUUCCCUGCGAAGACGAAAUACACGGAGUCGUUCACUGUCCACAACUGGCUCGACAGACAGCAACGAUUCUUAUGCAGAAUUGAAUUAUUGAAUGCAGAGGAACAAGAGGAGACAACCCUGUACGAGUUCCAGGGUAAUAGCAAAAUCGAUGUACCACCGAAUGGCCAACGAGAUUAUCGUGCUGUUUUUUACUGCUACGAGAAAUCGACAUUUAAUUUCAAAGUGUCAUUCGUCAACGACGAUAACGAGUAUCAAUUUUAUAACGUAAACUACGAGAUCACAGAGCCGGAAGUGAUCAAAUCGAUCAAAUUAGUUACCUCGACGAGAACUCAGGUGUGUCACGAAUUGGAGGUGGAAAAUCCUUUGAAAAAUAAAAUGAUCGAAUACACGGCAAAUUGGGAUCAUCCUUUCGUCACUAUUCGCGAUUUGCCGAAAGUUGUUGCUCCAUUAUCACGCGAGUUUAUUUACGUACAAUACAAUCCAAUGCUACCAUCCGAGGAGACUGUCGUGAUGGUUUAUAUUCAUUGCCCAGAGUUAGGACAAUUUCCAUACGAAUUACGAUUAAAAGCUUUGUCACCGCCUCCGGAAAAAGUUACACGCGUGAAUGCAACUUUGGGAAGCUCCUGUGUAUUCCUGCUUCGUAUCAACAAUUAUACUACAGAGUCCGCCGAGUUCUUAAUUAAAGUGGAUAACGACUGCUUCACCUCUCAGAGAAGUAUUGUUGUUCCACUAUUAUUUAAUAAAACACUUGAAGUGAUUUUUGAACCGAGUGACUUGGAAAAUGAGGUCGCCACGUUGACGGCGUCGUCGAAAACUGCUGGAGAAUAUGUGUUUCCUCUGAUUGGUACCUGCUCCUUACCGAAACCUAUGGGACCCUAUAUAAUUAAACGAAACCUCCCUGCAACAAUACUAUUCAAAAACGUUUUCAAAGAAGAAAAAACUUUCGAGUUUCUCGUCGAUUUGCCUGACGUCUUUAAAAUAGAAGCCCCAUCGACAAUGUUAGAAUCCAAAGAGAGUAUCAUCGUUAAAAUACACCUUCAAGAAGAAGAUCCAAAGGAGAAUGGAGAUACUUUGACGGAAGAAAAAUAUCCAGUUACGGGAAAAUUGAUGGUGUACUGCACUGAUCCUACAGUUUCUCAUAUUAAUUGGAUAUAUUAUUUAAAAGGAAUUUUUGAAUAAAAUA